AUGGACGGCUCGUUCGCUGUCAUCAAGAGCGGGUACUUGUUUGAUGUCACCACUGGUCAACAGAUCAUUCGGUUGGUUCCCGAGGCGGAUCCGAUCGCGGGGUUUGGUUCAUCUGUUGCGAUCGAUGGGGAUCUAGUCGUCGUCGGGAACAUCUUUGAUGAUGGGAAGGGGUUCCCAGAGCAAGACGCGGGAGCGGUCUAUCUGUUCGACCACACCACAAGACAAGAAAUCAAUAAACUCGUCGCGGAUGAUCGCUCAAGACUCGAUCGCUUCGGGAGUUCGGUCGGUAUCAGCGGAAAUCUGAUUGUGGUUGGAUCGCCUCUCAACGAUGCGAUCGUUCCAAACUCUGGAGCGGCGUAUGUCUUUGACGCGACGACCGGUCAGCAGCUGCACAAGCUCGUUCCCGAUGAUGGAUCGCUCGGAGACCAGUUCGGAGAUCGCGUAGCGAUCAGCGGGAGCACGAUCCUUGUUGGGGUUCCCCAAGACGAUGACAACGGCGGGAGUUCUGGUUCGGUCUAUGUGUUUGAUGCGAUCACUGGUCAGCAGUUGCACAAGCUUGUCCCUGCAGAUGGGAGUACUUCGGAUCUCUUUGGUCGAUCGGUCGCUCUCGAUGGGAACAUCGCUGUGAUCGGUGCACACCUUGAUGAUGACAACGGACUGGAGUCGGGUGCUGUGUAUGUGUAUGACACAACCACAGGACAGAUGCUCCGCAAGCUGCUCGCUGAGGAUGGAGAAGCGGACGACCAGUUCGGAUUCGCGGUGUCGAUCGAUGGAACUCAAGCCGUAAUCGGUGCUCAGAAGGACACAGCUGAUGGUGUGCGUUCUGGAUCAGCGUAUGUGUUUGAUGUCAACACUGGUCAGCAGCUCAUGAAGCUCCAAGCGAGUGAUGGAUCCGCGAACGAUUUCUUUGGUUCAGCGGUCGCGAUCAGCGACUCGAAUAUGCUGGUGGGAUCGCCGGAUGCGGCGCGGAGCGACGGCGGGAUCGGAUCGGUCUAUGUGUUCUCAUUGGGAAGCUCAUGCGCUCCGGACCUCACUGGAGAGGGCGACCUGAACUUCCUCGAUGUCUCCGCGUUUCUCAGUGCAUUCGGGAUGCAGGACCCCAUCGCGGACUUCGUGUACGACGGCAACUUCAACUUCUUCGAUGUCUCCGAGUUCCUCGCGCAGUUCUCGGGAGAUCUCGCCAUGCUGAUUCGUUCAACUGUUCUCGCGGCUGUUGCCGUACUUGGUUUUGCUGCUUCUGUUGUUUCUGCGCAGAACUACAUCCGGGUGGAUGUGGUUGGUGUCGUUACCGCCGGUGAUUCUUUCACGGCGAACAUCGAUUUCAGUGUUGUCUUGGAUACGACGGCCGGUCCUACAGACAGCUCAGAAGGCACUAUCUCCUUCGAUGUGCUCAAUGCACGCGCGGUUGAUCCCGCAACACACACGAGCGACUCACCGAUGUACCUGAGCGAACCGCCCGCGCCGAUUCCCGUCACAGGGACUUUCAGGUACAUCAUUUUCACCGAUGAGUAUAACAUCCAGCUCAACACGCCCAGCGGGUCCAUUUUACUCGGCGUGACCCCCCCUCGCGGCGAGUUCAGCCUCUCGAUGACCUCGCUCCCCGAUGACCCCGCGGAUUACCUGGUCGAUUCAACGGACAGCGGUGCGACGGUCGGCUUAAUCGGCCCCUCUGGGGACACCAGAUGGAAUCCGGGUUUUCCUACUGGUGACGAUGGCGGGUUCCGCGUGAUUGUUCGGAGUGUCGAUGAUCCGAGUCUUGAUGAAUGCGAAGCCGACUUCACCGGCGACGGGAACCUCAACUUCCUCGAUGUCUCCGCGUUCCUCACACUGUUCUCGGAUGCGGAGGACGAUGUAGAACUUCCACAUCGUGGUCCCUCGUUUGAGAACGCCUUUGAGUUCCAUCACGCGUGCGACGCCGUUGGCGACGAUCAAGAGGACGGCGUCGUUGACGCGGCCGACUUCACCGCGUGGAUCAACAACUUCAACAACAAUGAUCCGCUCGCGGAUGUCAAUCAGAACGGCGUCCUCGAUGCCGGGGAUUACACCGCGUGGGUUGCGCAGUUCAAUCUCGGUCCCAACGGCGACUGCUGUCCGGGUCCGAUCUACAUGAUCACCCCAUGCGCCGGCGGUUCGCCCAUCUUCACCAAGAACGACCUCUCCAGCUGCGAGGGCAGCUACGCGGAGUACAACUCCAACGAGAUUGGGUUCGUCUCGAUCUUCCCAGGAGAGCUGGAUUCCUCGCAGCUCACAGCCGUGAAUCUGAUCGGAUGCGUCAGCGACUGCGGCACACCGAACGAUCCCGACGACGAUCCGGACAUCGAUCCAGGAGGCGUGCUCGAAUCGAGUAUUGUCGUGACCUUCUCCAGUACCUGCGAGCCAAACAAUGAAGAUUGCGAUGGUCUUCCGGAGUCGUACUUUGACACGCCGGAUGAAACUGUUGCUAUUCGCUUCUUCCGGAACGGGUAUGAAGGUGGUGACACACGUAAACCAUUAUGGGAUGCAGACUACAAUGGCCAAACCAUCACAAUCGUCUACCGAGGAAAUCGAACAGAUCUAGCUGGGUGGGAGAGAUGGCGUAUCAAUAACGCGUCGCACGCGUAUCCACAGAUCAGUUGCUCGGGAGUAUGUGUGACACUCUUCGACGGGCACGAUCAGUUCCCCAGCAACCCACCAUACAUGCCUCCAACUCUAGUCGUUGAUUGCGCCCUCACACCCCCAUUUCCGUUUGACCCUGUUUUGUACGCUGUUCUUGAAUGGCAGAUUUUUUCAGACUUCAACGGCUUUGAACAAGAGAUGGAUAUGAAUGAGCCUUAUCAGGAAGUGACCGACACCAACCAGACCGAUGAUCGCAGUGUGGUCAUCAAGUCGAUGAACCAGUACAGGACCACGCCGAUCCGUUGGCUUGAGGAGGGACGCAUCGCGCUGGGGAAGCUCACGCUCAUCGCGGGUGAUCCGGGACUGGGCAAGUCCUUCAUCACCCUCGACAUGGCGGCGCGUGUCUCGCGUGGGGAGUUGCCCAGAGCGGCGACGCGGGCCGUGGAGCAUGAGAUGCAGCUGCGAGCGACGCUGUCGGACUUUGAACGCAACCAUCGCGAGUCGCUCGAUCGUGAUCCGAGCGACGCCUCUAACCGACCCACCAAGCUCGCGAUCCCGGAGCGUCCCGGCGAGGUCGUGCUGCUCAACGCGGAGGACGACGCGGGCGACACGAUCCGUCCUCGCCUCGAAGCGAUGGGCGCGGACCUGUCGCGGAUUCAUCUGUUCGAGGGGGUUGUGCAGCCGAUGGGUCGGUGCGUGAAUCUGACUCAACUGGAUACCGAUAUCCGUCUGCUCGCGCAGACGCUCAAGAAGAUCGAGAACCUCAAGCUCAUCAUCAUCGAUCCCAUCAGCGCGUACAUGGGCAAGACCGAUUCGCACAACAACGCCGAUGUCCGAUCCGUCCUCGCGCAGCUCGCGCGUCUCGCGCAGUGGACCGGCGCGGCGGUCGUCUGCGUCACGCACCUGAACAAGGACGCGGGGGGCAAGCGUGCGAUCUAUCGCGCGAUGGGGUCGCUUGCUUUUACCGCGGCGGCGCGAGCCGUGCAUCUGGUGAGCAAGCAUCCCGACGAUGCGAGCAAGCGUGUGGUCGCGCCGGUGAAGAACAACCUGAGCGAGGAGUCGUCGCCUCGCGUGUACCGGAUCGACGAGGGGAGAGUGGUGUGGCUCGAUGAAGACAUCGAAUGGGACGCGGACUCGAUCGAGCAGGCGUUCGAGGGGGCAAGGUCCACGCCCAGCGCGAUGGAGGAGGCGAAGCGGUUCCUCGAGGAGGCGCUGGGGGAGGGUCCUGAGCUGGCAACGAAACUGCGCGAGGAUGCGGAGGGGUGUGGGAUCAACUGGCGAACACUCAACAGAGCGAAGCGGGCGCUCGCGGUCGAAGCGUUCCGCAGGGACGAGCAGUGGUACUGGAAGAUUCGAGGCUUGGAUGACGAGUCGCUCGAAGGGACGAUCGUUGAUCCGGAGCCGGAUGAGUUGGUGUAUGAGCAGCAACUGGACGACGAAUCCGACCUCCACGAACUCGCACGACUCCACGGCUACGAGGACAACGGCUUUGUGCAAGGUUGA
Molecule: messenger RNA, 4098 nt
Organism: Symbiodinium sp. CCMP2592
Lineage: Eukaryota; Dinophyceae; Suessiales; Symbiodiniaceae
Source: the annotation of a GenBank genome assembly